Messenger RNA from Penaeus vannamei (Pacific white shrimp), 6741 nucleotides. NCBI's taxonomy places the organism in Eukaryota, Metazoa, Arthropoda, Malacostraca, Decapoda, Penaeidae. The record is from RefSeq and is a predicted model, not a curated record.
AUGAGUGCCACCACUGUAUCUCGCUCGCGCCCGGGUUCAGUCUUAGUGGCACUGGACAAUGGCCCUUUAUUGGCACCCUGGAUCAAGUGCCGCGACGGAUGGUCUGCUGCAUGGGUGCCACUACAGUGCCCGCACGCGAGCAUUAAAGCACUUGGAGCCAGCCAGCUCGCGUCGCCGCAGGUGUCCUCGUCCCCGUCCCGCCACGAGGACCGCGAGAGGAGGCGCCGCCGCAGGAGGAACUCCGGGGACCGCGACCGCGACUCCUCCGGCCGCAGGGAUGGGCGCUCCAAGGGCGGCCGCGACGAUCGGAGGGCGCUCCCCACGGACUACCGGGGCGCCCUGGCCAAGUUCGCGCCCCCGGCCCCCCACGCCCUCCUCAAGAAGAUCGGCAGCAAGGACGUGCAGGGCCUCGGCAAGGUGCGCGUGGUGCUCCGCGUGUCCCCCGCCGUGUCCCUCGCGGAGGGCGAAGCCGAGGUGGUGACCCUGGACAAGCGGCGGCGACAGGUGACCCUCGUUGACCCGCAGACCCGCCAGGCCCAGGAGUCCCGUGUGGGUGUGGCGGCCCCCAAGAUGUUCGCCUUCGACCAGGUCUACACGCAGGAAGACUCCCAGAAUGAAGUGGUGUCCGGGGCCGUGGUGGACGUGCUGCACGCUGUCCUGGCCGGCAACGACGGGUGCGUGCUGUGCUUCGGCGGCGCCUCCCUCGGGAAGACGUACACCAUGCUGGGCUCUCACACAGGCCCCGGGGAGCUCGGCGUGAUGCCCUCGACGGUGGCGUGGCUGUACAGGGCGAUCGUGGAGCAGAAGGCGAAGAGCGGCGCGAGGUUCAGCGUGAGGGUGUCGGCGGUGGCCGUCGACGCGGCCGGAGCUUUGUUCACUGAUCUCCUCGCCGAAUACGCACAAGAUGGCGAGGCUUCCCCCAGUGCAUUGCUCCGAGACUCGACCGGCGGCUACCUGUCCUCGGUGGCCGAGCUGCGUGCGCCCUCGCCGGAGGCCGCGGCCCAUUACCUCGACGUCGCGAUUGCUGCGCGGGCCUCGCACGCCCAGGUGCAGUCCGGCCAGCAGCAGGCUCCGGCCCCGGGCUCGGCCACGCUCCUCUACACAUUGCAUAUUUACCAGUAUGCUGUAGACAAAUCAGGCAAAGGAGGAGUUGUGGGCGGUCGAAGUCGCCUGCACAUGAUAGAUGUCGGAGACCUGAGUGGCAGCGGGGGCGGCAUGUCCCUCUCUGCUCUCACCUCGGUCCUUCUCGCAAUCUUCAACGGUCAACGAUACCUGCCUCACAGGGAGAACAAGCUGACUAUGUUGCUGAAAGAGGCACUUGGCUCGGUCACUUGCCACGCAGCCAUGGUAGUGCACAUAUCCCCUUCCCCGAGGCACGUGCAGCACACGCUCGCCACGCUACAACUGGCCUCGCGCGUCCACCGGAUGAGGCGCAAGAAGUUGAGGGGUCUCGGGGGCUCAAACUCCGGCGGCAGUUCUGAAGGAUCGCACAGUAGAUCCUCAGGCGGUGACACUUCUGCAGGAUCCUCAUCGAUGGACUUCUCCUCCUCAGAGCAGUCAUGUGAUACAGUCAUUUACAUUGGUGGAGGAGGACCAGGAGAUGCAACGGACAAUGAGCACCCUCCUGUCUUCAUGCCCCAUCACACCAACCAACAAAUGUGGCCCAUUGCCCGACUCCGGUCCAUGGAACACCUGCGCCCCCAUUCAGCAUCACCCACACCUGCACAUACGCGCCGUGCUGCCUCGGCUAGCCCCACGCCCACGUCACGAUCUGUUCCAAAUGGGCGGUCUCACGUAAAACCUCUUCCUCCUCCAAGGACAGUCAGCAACACCAGCAGCCCAGCGAACAGCGGAAAGUCCCCGGGUGGAAACUUUAUUCGGCACCAGCCAGGGGUCAGCAAAGUGUCAUACAACAACAACACUGGGCAGCAACCCCUCCUCUCAUCAUUCAAACCACAGGUCACCCUUGGGCCCCUCGUCCCAGGCGAUCUCAGACAUUUUAACUAUAAUGCUUAUGAGGAGCCUAAUAACAUGGUUCCCAUAUUCCAGAGAUCUCGUCUCCCUAUCCCUGCACACCAGCUUCAGCAACAAAGACAGCUGCAGCUUCAAAAUGUACAGCAGCAGCAACAACAGCAGCAGCAACAGCAGCAGCAACAACAAUAUCAACAGUAUCAACAACAAUAUCAGCAACAACAGCAACAGAAGCAGCAGCAACAACAACAACAACAGCAACAACAACAGCAGCAGCAACAGCAGCAGCAACAACAGCAGCAACCACAACAACAGCAGCAACUUAUUCAAAAUCAGCAACUUAAACAAGAGUUCCAGCAGUUGCAGCAUCAGCAUAUACAGCAACAUCAAAAGCAAAUUCACCAUCAGCAGCUUCAGGUUCAGCAGUUGCAGCAGCAGUUUCAUCAACAGCAACAGCAGGGUCGUGCCAGCUCAAAGGCUGCUGCUGAUGGAGUUGUUUCUGAUGAACAGUGGAUUGAUGGGCCACGUGUCCAUAAAUCACGUGUUGCAGCUGCACAGAAGUUAAAAACCAACAAAUCAGAGACUUGGGUUGAUGGGCCUCAGGUAACACCAGCAGGAUAUGGUUUUAUGGAUGACCACAAGAAAACCAUGAUUGAGAGGUGGGUAGCAGUCCAGACAGCACAGGUUGUGCAGCAGCUAGAGCAACAACAGACUGUACCAGCCCAAGCGCCAGCACAGACUUCUGCAACCCAGCAGCAGUUCACACAUCUCACACAGUUCCGUACUUGUGAAGAAUCAACACUAGACAGUGACCAAGACACCCUAAGUGAAGAUCCUCCAUCUGGCCCUGGACGACCAGCUGGCCCUGAUGCUGCCUUGCCACCGCAGCCAAAUCUGAUAGAGGAACUUGAGAGAAAGAAUCUUAUUCCUUCAGAAGAUCCCGAAGAGGAGAAGAGUGAAGACCUGAAGCCAACCCCCAGUGAGAGUGAAUCCCCCGUAAAGGAAUCUCUGAUUGAGGAGAAGAGCAGUGAGCCACAGUGCUCCCCUGAUGAGGAGUCUGGGGCUGAAGAGCCUUCCAUUGAUGAUAUCUGUUCCCAGUGUGAAGCUUUGGCUGAAGAGUGUGAGGAGCUGAGCUCACUUCUGUCAUGUGAGGAGGAAGAAUGUAAACGUCAAGCACAUCUUGGUCUUGCCACUGUGUUAGAAGAACCUGAAUUAGAGGCAGCUGUAGCAGCUGAGGAAGCAAAUGGACUGCAGGGUGAAGGUGAUGAGGAAACUGGUCAGGAUGGAGACGAUGUCAGUUCAACCCCCAGACGUGGCUGGGUGAGACGAUCCAUAGCAUCCUCAGGCACACAUCACUCCACGGAACUCAUUGAAGUCCAAGUUCCAGAUUAUCCUAUCAUAACUGUUGACUGUAGUAUUCAAGUAUGUGAAGAAGAUAUUGUGCGAGCUCUCGCAGACACUCCCUGCCAGAGUGAGGUGAUGAGUGUUGAAACCAGUGAUGACCACCCUCUCAGAGUUCUGUCUGAAGAAAAUUUGACAUGUGCAUCCACAUUCACAGACUCGUACUCUCAGAUGGGUGAAACUGGGGACGAGGAUGACUCUGAUGAGGAUGAUUCUCGGCCAUUUAGUUUGUUUGAAGUUACAGACUAUGGUAGAGUCUGUCAGGAUCUUAGUUUAGCUCUUCAGUCUGAUGUGGCUAACAGGAACCUGCAUGAACUAGCGAAGAUUCAUGACUUGUACAGAACACUUGCGCGUCAAAGUCCUCGGGUUCACACAGGUGGACCAAAGUUGCAAGCUGCCACCCUUGCAGAAAUCCUUGCCAACAGCCGAGACUCAUUACUUGAGGAUCAGAAGCCACCCCUAGAAGAUGACAGUAUAUGCAGUGAACCUGUUCAGGCAGAAGGGAAGCUGUGUCAGCACUGUAACAAAAAGCGUCUUCGUCAUGGCGACAGCAUCCUGAAACUAGAGUCAGCCCUGAGGAGCAAGUCGCAGUGGCUAAGCCGACCCCUAGACACAUUUGAGGACUCAGCAAGUGAUAAAUGCAUUGGAACAGAUGACCUGGAUUUCCCUGAAGAUCACUGUACAUGUGAUGUACAAAGUGAUUUGGUACCAUACAUCCCUUCUAUGUUCUUCAAUUUUUCUUCCAUGCAAAGUCCCGAUGGUUCAUCAAACCCAAGCAUAAAGCAGCAUGUGUCUGAAACUAGUAUAAAUUUAAAGGAUGCACCAUUGGCUGAUUCCACAGAAAAGUUAGCAGACCGUGUUCCCAUAAAUGGCGUUUCUUUGCCAGAAUUUAUAGAAGAUGUCGAAGCUAAUGUUGUUCUUUGCAACCCAGUGCAAUAUGAUUACAGCAAAGAUGAAGAUGUUAUUGAUGUGAAUGAUGAGCGAACGGUUACUGGGAAAAGUGAUAAUGAAAGUGACUGUGUUAGUAACAUAAGUGAAGAUUCAGAAUAUAUGAUGCAGACUUCAAAACUUUCAAAAUUCCUCUGUGUAGGCGUUGGUAGAAGUAAAACUAAAGCUCCAUAUAAGGUAGCAAAACAAAAUAAUAAUAAGAUAGUUGAGAACAAGAAAAAUAUCUCAAAAAUCAAAGAUUCCAAAGUAAAAACUCCUGCUAAAAGUAGAGAAAAUUCUAAAUCUCCCGAUCGCAAUUCAAAAAACUUGAUAAAGUCUCCCUCACGAGUGGUCUCACAAAGUGCAGCUAAGCAAAGUGUUGGCAGGCGAGGGGAAACAGGAUCAGUACGCACACGUUGGGGUAAGUCAGCUCGUGUCGGGGCAAUUAAACCCCCAGCUGUAGGUAUGAGGGGAAAUUACCGCUACACGUGUACCCUGAUGUACCCCCCUGAUGCCCCCACACCCACGGAAGGAUACGACUCUGGUCAUGAUUCAGGUGCUGCAACUCAGGGGAGUGCAACCCCCCUGGAAAAUAGUGAGGCAUGGAGGACUGGUCAGAAUCUACAGCCCCAGCACCACCACCAGCAUCACCACCAGCAUCACCAGCACCACCAACAUCACCAUCCAGCAGCAAAUAGUGGGUCCUUAGGCACCAACCCUUCCUUAGGUGAAUCCUCUGGAUAUGAGAGCAUCCCUCGAGACUCUGAGUGUUCCUCAUUUAGUUCCUCCCAGGAUUCUGAGAUGGAUGAAGAACAUAGACGAGACGCUCAGGCCCAGUCUCAAGCUCUCCAGCAACAACAGCCUCAGCCUCAGCCUAAACCUCAGGCAACAGAUGAUUUAUCAAAAGUUCAAGUUGAGGAAUGGUCAGAGGAGGAUGUGAAGAGAUACGAAGGCCGCCCUAGAGCAGCAGACAUACCUCAGUUGAGGGCGUCACGUCAGCAAAUUCUAUCUCUUAAAACUAUCCAGAGAGCCCUAAAAGCUGACUUAGCUCAGGCUAAAGGGAAUUUGAAUGUUCCUUCGGAUUCCUGGAGCUACGAACUACACAUAAAGGAGGACUCGCCGAUGGAUCAUCGCACCUUUGUGGAAGCGCUUGCGAGGGAGACGGUUAUCUUGCAGAAGCGCGUUGCAGCCGCCCGGAGUCGUGUCCUUGUUGUUACAGCUUUUCUGCCUAGACAGCGACGUGAAACUCUGAUCAACUGACAUUGGGGGCUGUGGAAGCGCAACGUGUUUUAUUCCUGUGUUAUUUAACCAUCUCAAUUCAAACAUUUUCAAGUUGGUCUUGAUAUCUUUUGCAAUCAAAGAAAAUUUUUCUUCAGGAAAUGUAUAUGAAUAUUUGUCCCUUUGCCAUUAGUGUAAUUUGCAUCUUAAAAUAUAUUUGUGUGAUUAUCUAUAAAAGCAAUUAUGAUUAUUGCAUUUAAUCUGUCCAGCUCAGGUCCUAGGUCUGUAUCUUUGUUCUGUACAUGUGCUAAGGAUCAAGGAAGAUAUUUACUAAAAAUUUGGGAAAUAUAUAAAACUCCUGUAUUAUUCUAUGCCCAUGAUCUCAUUUGCAAUAAUAAUAAUUAUGAAAUGGGUUUCAGAUGAAAAUGAGAUUUUUGACUCGGUUUCCAGAUAAUAUUGCCUUCAAAGAAAUUUCCUUAUUAGGCAUCAGCAAAUUCGUAACUGCCAAGCUGUGUAUAUCUAUAAAAGCAAGCUUCUAGCCUUGGACAUAUUGACAUGUGACUAUUUUGUAAUUAUAGACCGUUUGACUUUAUUUCAUGACAUUUAUUAAACAACUUUUUGUAUUCUUUUUACCAACAACACAGUCCCAAUUGAUGUACUUUGUGGCAAUAGUGAAGAAAACAAUGCCAUAGGGUAAACAAUGUGAAAUUGAUCAUGGAUCACUUUUAUUCAAUGGAAAAUGGGAUUGCACUAUUUACAUUACCAUUAAUUUAGGCAAUUUAUUUUUGCCAUUGUAAACCUUAUAAAAUAGUUAGUCCUUAUUCCAUAUAAUAUAUAAUAUAAAUGGAUUUAGUGAUUCCAUUUUUCAAUUUAUUGGUGAUCUAUGAGCAAUUUGGUUAUUGUUUAGUCUAAGUCAAUAGCCUAGCUUCUUGGUGAAUGUGAUUCUUAUUGUAUAUUUGUGAGCAAUUGUUUCCUGCAUACAGGUGAUUAUGCAGGAUUAUCUCAGUUGCAUAAUGUGUGAUUUACUUGAAUUAAAUGCACAGAAUACACAGUAAUAUAUAUUGAAUGUACAUUGGUAGAUAGUUAAUUUACAUAGUGAGGUUUGUCCACAAACAGAAAUUACAGAGAGGUAUGUAUGAACUGUAUCUCUUUUCUAUAUUUAUAAAGGUGGUCUUUUGCCAGCAUAGUCAUGUAUUGUGUAAAAUAAAAAUGAUUGUUUAGUUA